GUAGAAAUAAUGGGUAUUUUUAGGAACUAUAAAAUAGGAUGGUAAAAUAUAAUAUUUAUGUAACAGAAUAAUUGGUUUUUUUUUGUGUAGUCGCUAAAUGAACGUCGGUAUAGUCUGUUUACGUACAUUUAAAGUUACGGUUGUAAGCUGCCAUAAAACCAAAGAAGAAGAACGUAAACACAACAACUUGUGUUUCACUGUUUUUUAUGUUGCGAGAAGUUGUUACCUGAAAGCCGUGCAUGACAAAUGAUCGAUAACAGGAAGUGCAAAUACGUCACGUAAAACAUGCCCGGUUUUAUUUUUGAUAGCGUUAGUUGGAGAAAACGUGUUCCCACCGGGACUGUUUGUGCGCUUUGACAGUAGUUGGGCGCAACUCACAGAGAAAAUGCUCCAGACGCUCGCUGGGCUCCUCCUGCGACAGCCCGCAGCUGCUUCACGGUCUGCGGCCGUGCGGAGCCUCUCCUCGGGCACCGUGAACGUCACUGCACCGCUCAACUUCUGGGGAGGAAAAAGGAGGACGAGCAGAGAAAAGGGCAAUGGGGAAAACGUAUACGAGCCUGCAACAGGGCGCGUCCUGUGCAGGCUGGAGCCAUGUGGGCCCUCAGACGUGGACCAGGCCGUGGAGGCGGCCAAGACGGCCUUUGGCCCUUGGAGUAAGAUGUCUGGGAUGGAGAGGGCAAAGGUCAUGAUAGAAGCGGCACGUAUCAUCGAGAACAGGAGAGAGGACAUCGCCCGUAUGGAAGUGGUCAACAACGGGAAGUCCAUCACAGAGGCCCGUCUGGACGUGGACUCUGGCAGACUGUGUGUGGAGUACUAUGCAGGACUGGCCUGCGGUCUGGCUGGUCAGCAUGUGCAGUUGCCAGGUGGAUCGUUCGCGUACACGCGCAGGGAACCUCUGGGGGUGUGCGUCGGCAUCGGGGCUUGGAAUUACCCCUUCCAGAUCGCCGCCUGGAAGUCAGCCCCGGCACUGGCGUGCGGUAACUCGGUGGUCUUCAAGCCCUCCCCGCUGACGCCUGUAACGGCGACCCUGCUAGCGGAGGUCUUUGCCGAGGCCGGGGCUCCGGAGGGGCUCUUCAAUGUGGUGCAGGGCGGGCAGGACACGGGCCGCUUGCUCUGCCACCACCCCGACGUGGCCAAGGUGUCGUUCACCGGGAGUGUGCCGACGGGACAGAAGAUCAUGGAAAUGGCGUCCAAAGGAGUGAAGCCUGUGACAUUGGAGCUGGGGGGGAAAUCUCCCCUCAUCAUCUUUGAGGACAGCGACCUGCAGAACGCCGUGCGGGGAGCCCUCAUGGCCAACUUCCUCUCUCAAGGCCAGGUUUGUAGCAACGCCACAAGAGUUUUUGUCCAGAGUGACAUCCUGCCCGAGUUUGUGGACGAAGUGGUGAAGAGAACCGGGGCUAUUGAGAUCGGAGACCCCUUACUGGAGACCACGAGGAUGGGAGCGCUGGUCAGCAGGUCUCAUCUAGACCAGGUCCUGGGCUUUGUGGAGCAGGCCAAGGAGGAGGGGGCCGUAGUGUUGUGUGGGGGUACACCCUUCGUCCCCUCAGACCCUAAACUGAAAGGUGGAUACUACAUGACACCGUGUGUACUUGCUGAUUGCAAAGAUGACAUGACCUGCGUGAGGGAGGAGAUCUUUGGUCCCGUCAUGUGUGUGCUGCCCUUUGAAUCAGAAGAGGAGGUGCUGCAGCGCGCCAACGACACCCCCUUGGGACUCGCUGCAGGGGUUUUCACCAGUGAAGUGCAGCGUGCCCACCGUGUGGUGCAACACCUGCAGGCUGGCUCCUGCUUCAUCAACAACUACAACAUCACCCCUGUGGAGGUGCCCUUUGGAGGCUUCAAGAUGUCAGGCAUCGGGCGGGAGAACGGGCAGGUGACCAUGGAAUACUACUCGCAGGUGAAGACUGUGUACGUGGAGAUGGGAGACGUCGACAGCCUCUUCUAGACAACGCCCGCCAAGACCAAGCGAAACACUCUCAUGGCGUUAUCCAUCCUGACUUUAUGCUUCCAAUCAAGUACUUUCGGACACUUUGGGAGAAGCCAUGUCCUACGCCACUAGUGCCAGGAAGUACACUCUUUUCAACUGUCAUUUGUAGGGCUGUCCAAAUUAACCUCAUGGGAUUCAUCACAAAAAUGAUGAUAUUAAUCGUGUAGACACUUAGAUUAAUCAUGCAAUUAAUUUGGACCUUUUACCUUAGACCAGGGGUCGGCAACCCACGGCUCUUUGAUCACUCUGAUGCGGCUCAGCAGCUUACUUGCUGAACCCCCCAAUUUUCCCGUGAGACUUCCGGAUUUCAGUGCCUCUCGCAGAAAACUCCCGGGAUUAAUAUUCACCGAUUUUCACCCUUAUGGCUAUAAUAAGGGCGUGCCAUGAUGGUACAAUAUUUGGCGCCCUCUACAAUCUGUAUUGACAGAGUGCCAGCCCAACACUUGUUAAACAAUAUACAUCUUAUGCUUGCACACGUAUGUGACAGCAAGGCAUACUUGGUCAACAGCCACACAGGUUACACUGACGGUGAUCAUAUAAAACAACUUUAACACU
Messenger RNA from Nerophis lumbriciformis (worm pipefish), 2539 nucleotides. RefSeq names its product aldehyde dehydrogenase 9 family, member A1b (gene aldh9a1b). Gene Ontology annotation, molecular function: oxidoreductase activity, acting on the aldehyde or oxo group of donors, NAD or NADP as acceptor. The record is from RefSeq and is a predicted model, not a curated record. NCBI's taxonomy places the organism in Eukaryota, Metazoa, Chordata, Actinopteri, Syngnathiformes, Syngnathidae.